AGUGGCUGCUUCAAGGCAUCAGUCACCAGCGAAAGUGCCGCGGAAGGGGCUCCCCUACAGGGCCGGGGGCGAAUAUAUACGGGCCGCACACAGCACACCCCAGCCCUGCCUCUGCCACAGCACCAGCCUGCCCAGCCCUGUGAGCAGCAGAGAGCACCGACCCGCCAAGAUGCUGAUGCUGGUAGCCCUAGUCCAGGUGCUGUGUGUGGUCCCUGCUGCAGCCCUGACCGGCUUCCCCAGCAAAUUUCUAGUCGGGGAGGUGAAUGGGCAGGUGGUGGUGACGUGCGACACCCCCCAGGAGCACGUGUCCUGGCAGCAGAACGGGGAGCCCGAGAUCAUGGCUGAGCACUACGUCGCGGGCCGCACCCUCACGCUCGAGGGCCUGGACCAGCCGGCCGCCGGCAACUACAGCUGCUGGCAGGGCCCUCGCCUGCUGGACUCCACCUACGUGGUGGUCAGUGACCCGGAGUACCCCCUGCUGCAGGGCUCCCCAGGCCGCGCCGUGACCUGCCAGGCGGAGUCCUACCGCGGCGAGCUGAGCUGCUCCUGGACCGCGCUGCGCCCCGCCGCCUUCCGCGCCCGCCUCUCCCGCAGCCCCGGCGGCGCCCCCGGGGCCUGGGUCUACGUGGGCGGAGGCGCCGCCCUGCAGGGCCCGGACCGGCCCCAGCCCUUCACGGUGACCCUGGCGGACGGGACCUUCUGCCCCUUCGCGGAGGAGCCGAGGCCGCUGGAGCUGGCGCUGGAGGGAAUCUCGGCUGAGAGCUUCGUGAACAUCACCCGCCGCCUCUUCCUCCGGGACAUCGUGAGGCCCGGCCCCCCGCAAGAUGUGACUGCACAGAGCAAGGGCGGGCGCCUGCACCUCUCCUGGGCCCCCCCUGCCUCCUGGUCCAGCCCAUACUCCUACUUCCUCCUGCGCUACCAGCUGGAGUACAAGCAGAGGGACGGCACCACGGGCUCCCUCCAGCUGGAGGGGGUGACGGAGACGAGCGUCGAGGGGGAUGUGCGGUGGGUGCAGAUCCGCUGCCAGGACCCCUUGGUCAACUCCACCUGGAGCCCCUGGACCACCUGGCAGAAGGUGUGACGGGGCUUGUCAGAGCUGGGCCUGCAGCCCCCUUACCCUCAGCCCAUCCUCCCAUCUGCUGUAUUUAACCCAGCCCCUGCUGCCCCCAUCUAACCCUAACACUGGCCGGACAACUCCGUCCAGGGGUCUAGGAUUCGGGGCUGCCCACCCCAGAGCUCUGUCCCAUCUUGAUCCCCCAGCCAUCACCCCCCCCCCCCAUGC
Mauremys mutica (yellowpond turtle) is the source of this 1282-nucleotide messenger RNA. RefSeq names its product interleukin-12 subunit beta-like. Gene Ontology annotation, molecular function: protein binding. The transcript has 8 exons. Lineage: Eukaryota; Metazoa; Chordata; Testudines; Geoemydidae. Bases 170 to 1081 code for a protein of 303 amino acids. The record is from RefSeq and is a predicted model, not a curated record.